This is a messenger RNA of Plectropomus leopardus (leopard coralgrouper), 1722 nucleotides long. RefSeq names its product integrator complex subunit 12 (gene ints12). Gene Ontology annotation, cellular component: integrator complex. The record is from RefSeq and is a predicted model, not a curated record. Lineage: Eukaryota; Metazoa; Chordata; Actinopteri; Perciformes; Serranidae. Gene Ontology annotation, biological process: snRNA 3'-end processing.
CCGGCAGCUCAUGUAGGAAGUGUUGCUCAACCGUUAGUUGUUCACCAAAACGAAAAUACCGGGUUAUCUGGCAGGUUUUCACCAGGAGCAGGGCGUGAGUUAAAGCCAUGGCUGGACCUGUCAGUCUGGAGCUGGAUCCCAUCUUCCUUAAGGGACUGAGUUACCUGCACUCCAAGAGUAAAGACUCAGCUGAGAAACUCAAAGCUUUACUAGACGAGUCCCUUUCAAGAGGAAGUGAUUCAUCAUACCGUUCGUUGCAAAAAGAUAUUGAAGUGUCCAAGGGGUCUGUGUCAAAACUGAGCUUAAGUAAACAAGACUCCAAGUCCUCCUCAAGUUCCUCAUCCUCCAGCAGCAGCAGUAGCAGUAGUAAAUCCAGCUCAGAAAAGAGCAAGAAAGAGGCAGAUAAGAGACCCACUGAGAAGGUCAGAGUUGAUUUGGGUGAGGUGGACCCACCAAAAAAGCCUCGUUUGGAAAAACAAGAGAAUCGCUCUUCUCCUAUCACCGUUCAGACGAGUAAAGACCUUCUGCCAAAUAUUAACGACUACGAUGAGACCAAUGCUGAUGACUUCGCCAUGGAAAUGGGCCUUGCUUGUGUGGUUUGCAGACAAAUGACAGUGACGAUGGGAAACCAGCUGGUUGAGUGCCAGGAGUGCCAUAAUCUGUACCACCAGGACUGUCACAAGCCCCAGGUGACAGACAAAGAAGUGAAUGAUCCACGGCUUGUGUGGUACUGUGCCCGCUGCACCAGGCAAAUGAAACGCAUGGCCCAGAAACCUCCACAGAAGCCCUCCCCUGUCUCGGCAUCAUCAGCGCCUGUUGUAAAAGACACAUUAGUGAAAAAGACGGAGCUUAAAGCCAAGCCCGACACAGCCAGCACCUUCCAGGCCUUCAAAAGAACAGAAGUAAAGGCAUCCACAACAUCAGCCAAUCCCACCGGCAGCUCCUCCACCGCAGGCAGCGGUCUCACAGGCUGGGCUGCAUUUGGCGCUAAGACAAACCCAUCUCUUCCUGCCAGCUCCAAACUAGGUUCCUCAGCCUCAAGUGGGAGCCACAAGACCUUGACAACUCCAUCUGGCCAGAAACCUGUCGGGCUGUCUGGGCUGGCAGGAGCCAAGUCGGGACUUGGUAGUGCAAAGAUACCUGGAAGCGGAAACGGGAACGGCUCCAGCCAGGUGCCUCUAAAACCUCCUCCCCCCCUGACUCUGGGUAAGCAGCCACUGAACCGCUCAGGGAGCAGCGAAAACCAAGGGAAAGGGUCGACUCCAUCAGGAGCUGGCUCCCCGAGUGGCUCCCAGGCAGGUGGAGGAGGGAACGGAGGCAAUAAUGGAGGAGGGAAUGGGAACAAUGGGAACGGGUCAAAAGCUGCACCAGGUGACAAAGCACCAACAUCCCAAGAGUCCCAGCUUAACGCCAUGAAACGGUUACAGCUGGUGAAGAAGAAAGCAGCACAGAAGAAACUGAAGAAAUGAGUAAAGGUAGAGAGACAAAAGAGUGGGAGUACGUAUGAGUAGAAAAUAAAUAAUUGUGGAGUUAGUGCCAGAGCAGUCUGUUUGUUUUAAAAGAGCAUCUGUACAUGAGUAACACCAUACAGUCAAAUACUUGAAUCUUACUUUGUGUAAACGCUGCUGGACUGUGUGCCUCGUUCUGUCAUAACAAGUCUAACCGUUGAAAAAGUCACUGUCGCUUUUUAUCAAGAAACGUCAUUAAAUCUCUUCUUAUAAA